AUGGCCUCUGAAGAAAUUAAGGCAGAAGAGAACGUAGAGGACCCUAUGACCAUAGAAGAAACUGAGGAAGAAAAACCUGAAGUUAAACACAAUGAGCCCAAGCUUGCUAGAGUAGAAUAUGAUUAUGAAGCUCUAGAAUCGGAUAAAUUAUCACUUGAUAGAGGCGCUGUUGUAACCGUUCUAGAACAAGGUGAUGAUGGAUGGUGGAAAGGUGACUUGAACGGCAAGAUUGGCAUUUUUCCUUCGAAUGUGAAACCAAGUAAAUCAGCUGAAGAUGGCGAUGAUACUGAAAAUCAAGAUGGUAAAAAGAAAAAGACAUUAAAUAAGUAUGGAGUCAAGCCAGGUGGACUUGGUAGUUUAUUUUCUGGAGGUAUCACAAUUGGACUAAAAAAACGUAAUCAACCAAGCCCAGAGAAUUCUUCAGGAUCUGAAGAAAAACAUGCAUUUGCUGCUCCAGUUUUAAGGAAAGCUUCUGUACCAUCUCAUCCUCCAUUACCUCAUUUACCACCUAAGAGAAUGCCAUCGAAACCCAAGAAAGUCGAACCAAAGGCUGAAGUCAUGUAUGAUUACGAUGCCGAUGGAGACGAUGAGAUUUCACUAAUUAAAAGUGAACAUGUGACAAUUUUGGAAAAAAUUGAUGAAGAUGGAUGGUGGAAGGGAAGAAAUGAACAAGGACAAAUUGGAAUAUUUCCUUCUACUUACGUAAAAGAAAUUAAUCCAGCAGAAGUUCAAAAUAAGAGCCAGAAAGUUUCAGAAGAAGUUAUUGAAUCAAAUGUUGAAGUAGCGAAACAUCAUGAAUCUUUUGAAACCCAAGCUACAGCCCCUCAGGAGGAAGCUUCUACACAAGUGGAGGCUUCUGCACUUGAUGAACCUACUCUUGUUUCUGCUGAUUCUUCAAUUCUUCCAAAUGUUCAGGAGACAUGCGAUAUUUAUGGCAAAGAUUCUCCAACAUUACCUGCCUCUCCAACUCUACAAAGGCGUUCAACCACUGAAACGUCUUCACCCUCUAAUUCUAGACGCUCUACAUAUGAUACGUCUCAGGCUGAUGCACCUCGAAGACGAUCUAUUAAUGAUCCAUCUUCACCAACUUCACCACGAAGAAAUUCAAAUUAUGAUGGAAAUGAACAUACGACAAGUAAACGGCCUCCAUCUGUAGUUUCACCAGAUUUGCCACCCAUUCAAUCUAUUUAUACAAACAGUAAUUCGGUUGCGAACAUAGAUAUUCCUCCCACUUCUCCAGAAGAACAUUCAACUCCUACUCGACAGUCAGAUUCACCAAAGUCAACACCACCUUUAACCAAACAACCAUCUAUUACCAAGCCUUUUUCACCAGCCAAGCCUCCUGUCAUUCCUCCAAUUAAAAGGUCGUCAUCUUCUGCCUCUAAAUCAGAUAAAGCCAAGAAGGAGACUUCUCCGACAGAACCCAUUUCACCUAAAGUUGAUCGAAGAGUUUCUUAUGAUUCUACUACAGCUUUAUCCGAUGAACCAGAAAAUAAUAUUGUUGAAGACGAACAACAAAUCGAUGAAGAUGUUGAAAUCCCUGAAGACAAUGUUGUAGAAGAAAAAAUUGAUAAUAAAAAAAUAGUAAUUUCAGAGGAAGAAGUUGUUAAAGAUGACGAAGAUAGCAUUACAGAAAUCGUCGAAACCAUUGAAACUAAAAAGGACGAUGAUGGUAUUGAUCAUGAAAUAGAAACCGAAGAAAAAAAACCACCACCACAACAUCCACUUCCACCUUUGCCGUCUGGACCUAAGUUAUCCAAUUUAGGAAAAGACAGACCUACUAUCAGAAAUAGGAAAGCUCCUAGUGUCAAUAGUGCUAAAGAAAAUGCUAGUCAGAGUCAAAAUGCGAUUUUAUUAGAGGCCGUUGCAUCGGCCAAAGAUGAGGAGGAACAAAAACCUCAACAAGCUGUUUCGCCUCCAACGCCACCUAAACCAGUAAAACCAGAAAAACCAGCUAAACCAAGCGGAUUCAAAUUACCACCAACCUUAGGUAAUAUACAACUUCGCCCUGUUGCUAAGAAACAACCAAUUGAAACUCCUACAGAAUCCAUGAAAGCAACGACAACUUCAACUGAUUCGAACAUUGAUACAAAACCAAUUAGUGGAGGUGUUAAAGGAAUUUCAUCGCGAUUCAAUCAAUUUGGUGGAAUUCCUAGUUCAUCCGAUGUUGAAUUCCGAUUAAAGAAAUGGUUUAAUGAAGAAAUCAAUAAGGUUAAAUCUCAUUUCGAAGUUCAAUUAGCUGAGGAGAGAAAUAAAAGGGAAACUCUUGAAGAACAACUUAAAGAACUUAUUGCAAGCUUGCAAGAAUAA
Molecule: messenger RNA, 2310 nt
Organism: Funneliformis mosseae
Lineage: Eukaryota; Fungi; Glomeromycota; Glomeromycetes; Glomerales; Glomeraceae
Source: the annotation of a GenBank genome assembly